Pelmatolapia mariae (spotted tilapia) is the source of this 1348-nucleotide messenger RNA. RefSeq names its product exostosin-like glycosyltransferase 2 (gene extl2). Bases 119 to 1183 code for a protein of 354 amino acids. The record is from RefSeq and is a predicted model, not a curated record. Lineage: Eukaryota; Metazoa; Chordata; Actinopteri; Cichliformes; Cichlidae. The transcript is spliced from 6 exons. Gene Ontology annotation, cellular component: membrane. Gene Ontology annotation, molecular function: glycosyltransferase activity.
CUGCGUGGCUGUUGAGUACCAUAAGUUACGGCGGGUGUUAAAUUGGAACCGCUCUUAACUUGUACACUCUUUGGAGAAAGUCAGCCAACAUGGCGACCGUUUGAAAGAAAGGGGUUAAAUGUUUGUAGUGCCAACAAAAAUGAGGCUGCCCCGUUGUUGCUUUGGGCUCAGACGAACCUAUUUGUUUUGGGCAAUUCUGCUGAUCCUCCUGGUUGGUGUAGUCUUGACAGCUCUGCUGCCACCUGCUGAGGACCAAAGAGGUGUUGGCAUCUUGGAGGUGCUACGAAGGGCAACACCGCAAAAGCAGAAUCCCGCACAGGUUCACCAUGCUGACAGCUCGGGGGAGGAGGAGAAGUUUACCAUCAUCAUCCAGACUUACAACCGCACAGACGUUUUGCUCAAACUCCUAAACCAUUACCAGGGAGUACCUCAUCUUCAGAGAAUUAUCAUAGUAUGGAACAACAUUGGAGAGCAGACACCUGCAAAGCUGUGGAGCUCCUUGGGGCCUCAUCCGGUCCAGGUAGUCUUCAAGGAGCAGACCAGCAACCGAAUGCGCAACAGACUACAACCAUUCCCUGAAAUUGAUACUGAUGCUGUUCUGAUGCUGGAUGAUGACACUCUCAUCAGUGUACCUGACAUCAGUUUUGCGUUUUCUGUCUGGAAGCAAUUUCCAGACCAGAUUGUUGGGUUUGUACCGAGGAAACAUGUCUCAACGGCAGCAGGAGUGUACAGCUAUGGCAGCUUUGAGCUGCAGGAUCCAGAAACAGCAGGAGGUGACGUAUACUCCAUGGUGUUAAUUGGUGCUGCCUUCUUCCACCACCGCUAUUUGCAGCUCUUUCAGGACCAGCCUCAAGCAGUGCAUGCUUUAGUGGAUGAAACACAGAACUGUGACGAUAUUGCCAUGAACUUUGCCGUAGCUCUGUAUUUAAGAAAACAAUCAAAGUUGGGCAAAAUGAACAGAGCCUCUGGGGUCUUUAUCAAACCCGUGGACCUCCGCAACCUAGAAAAGGAGGCCAGCAGUGGAUACCAGGGGAUGUGGCAUCGUCCCGAACACCUUCUCCAGAGGUCCUACUGCCUGAACAGGUUGACACAGAUCUAUGGCUUUAUGCCUCUUUCCUUCUCCAACCUGAUGGUCUCCCAGUUUGGCUUCCCCAGUUAUGCAAACCACAAAAGCAGGGGCUGAGGAAGUGCUGCAUUACUGAUUGCUCUGGAUAAAAAGUAGAUGAGAUAUAGUGUUCUGCCCGACAGUGAUGGACGCCUGAUUUUUGGACAGCGAGGAUUGUUAGAAGAAUUUGCUGCACUUGCCCUUGUCUGAUGAGAUAUUCAUAUUUGAUAAGCUAAUCUGUAU